CUCUCUCUCUCUCUCUCUCUCUCUCUCUCUGCAACUUCUUCCCACAAAUGCGCCACCAAAAUCUCCACAAAAAUUUCUCCUCUAAUGGCGGCCUUCUCUCACCUCUCCUUCACUCCUUCACCCCCACCCACCAAACUCGGCACCUUGAACUUCAAGGUCACCUCUUGCCUCUCCCUAAAGCAAUCAAAUGACCAGACUCUCGCCUCCCAAAACGACGCCGUAUUAUUCGACAGCCUCCGUGUCGUCUUCGCCGCCGGUGGUACCGGAGGCCACAUAUACCCGGCCGUCGCCAUAGCCGACGAGCUCAAAACCACCAACCCCAACGCCCAAAUUCUGUUCUUCGGCAUACCCAAAAGCAUGGAAAGCAAGGCCAUCCCCAACGCCGGCCACGACUUCGCCGCCGUCCCCGCCGCCAAGUUGCACCGCCCGGUUCUGUCACCCAGAAACGUCUUCCUACCCUAUCACUUGAUCAAGUCGAUCAUCUGGAGCUACUACAAAUUACGGGAGUUUGAUCCCCAUAUUGUGAUCGGCACCGGCGGGUACGUAUCGUUUCCGGUGGGCAUUGCGGCGGCGCUGAGGGGAGUCAAGCUUGUGAUUCAAGAACAGAAUGCUGUUCCGGGGAUAGCCAAUUGGUUGCUCUCGUUUUUGGCUGAGGUUGUGUUUGUGGCGUUUAAUUCUACUAUUGAUUGUUUCCCAAGUGCGAGUGGGAAGAAGUGUGUGGUGUGUGGGAACCCUGUGAGGUUGUCUUUGAGAAAGAAUGUGUCUAAGGAGGCGGCGAGGGGGCGGUUUUUUCCAAAGUGCGGCAAGGAGGUGGAGGAUGUGAAGGUGCUUUUGGUGCUUGGAGGGUCUUUAGGUGCUAAUGCCAUCAAUAUUGCUUUGUUGAAUUUGUAUUAUCAGAUGUUGUUGGAGAAGGAAGACUUGUUCAUCAUAUGGCAGACUGGAGUGGAGGCCUAUAAUGAGAUGGAGAGCCUUGUUAAGAACCAUCCGCGGCUGCUUUUGAAGCCGUUCAUGCAUAAAAUGGAUCUGGCAUAUGCAGCUGCAGACCUAGUCGUUUCACGAGCUGGUGCAAUGACUUGUUAUGAGAUCUUGGCAACUGGGAAGCCUUCCAUUCUGAUACCAUCACCAGAUGCUGAUGAAGGACAUCAAUUCAAAAAUGCCUCUUUGAUGGCAGACUUGGCGGGUGCAAGGGUUAUAACUGAAGAUGAACUUGAUUCGACAACACUUGGAAAUGCAAUAGAAGAGAUAGUAGGGGAUGAGAGUAAAAUGGCAGAUAUGUCCGAGAGGGCUCUGAAAGCUGCAAACGUUAAUGCCUCUGAAGAGAUUGCACAUCACGUUCUUUCUCUAGUCAGCUUAUCAAGAGCAAAGAAGUAGACUUAAAGUUGGUUUAUAUUCUACGCAAAAAAGCGUUAGAUCCAGGUUCCACGCUCCAUUGCAGUCCACCAAAAUUAGUUAAUUUGUUAUAUGCACAAGCUCGGGUUUCAUGUGAGUUCAGUUCAGGAAAUUGUCCAUGAAUGUAGGUAGCUAGGUUGCUAGAGUUACUGCCACUCCGAUCUUCGUUAUUAGAGAGAGAUAUCAUAAAGAAUCUCUCCUUCAUCCUUCUUACAAAGGGUUUGAUGAGGAACUUGGUAGCUAGGAAAGCUGAGUCGGAUAAACAGCCUGAGUCAGGAUCUUCAUCUUCUUUACCAAGCUGUUCCAAACAUGGUAAGGCACUGCAUUCUGUUCUGUGAUUAGGAAGAGGUCAUAUGCACCAAAAAUGACUGAUUUUACUGCUGUAGCCUUCUCUGUUUGAAGUCGCCAACACACUUUUCAUAAAGAAAUCUUAUGCUAAUGAUCAUUUGCGUUCAGUUAGUACUUGUGUAGUAUGACUUUCAUUCGGGAUGCUCUUUAGUGCUCCAGACUAUUGAA
Messenger RNA from Fragaria vesca subsp. vesca, 1905 nucleotides. RefSeq names its product UDP-N-acetylglucosamine--N-acetylmuramyl-(pentapeptide) pyrophosphoryl-undecaprenol N-acetylglucosamine transferase-like. The transcript is spliced from 4 exons. Lineage: Eukaryota; Viridiplantae; Streptophyta; Magnoliopsida; Rosales; Rosaceae. Gene Ontology annotation, biological process: carbohydrate metabolic process. The record is from RefSeq and is a predicted model, not a curated record. Gene Ontology annotation, molecular function: undecaprenyldiphospho-muramoylpentapeptide beta-N-acetylglucosaminyltransferase activity. Bases 85 to 1371 code for a protein of 428 amino acids.